AUGAAGGCUGUGACCUCGAUCGUUCUUCACUGCGCUGCAGUGACUGUCGCUGCUGCAGCUCUUCCUGACGAGAGCCAGGUAGUCACUGACCCUCUGGAGGGUUAUGAGAUUGUCCCAAUGCAAUGGAAAGGCUCUAUCAAGGAGGGAGAGGCUCCUAUCUCCCUAAAUGGCACUAUUGAGUCGGUUAUAUCUCAGAUCAAGGAGCUUAACCCGGAGUUCGAGCUGCUAGAGGACGAUACGGCCACCUUACCCACGAUUGAAGAGCGCAACCCAUCCAACAUCAUUUGCAAUGUCGGCGGGCACGGCUAUGUCGAUGUGCAAGCAGCUCGACGCGAACAACGGUACCUUCGCUCUUUGGGAACCAGUGUAUGCGGUGUAGGUGGUGGUCCCGGCAAGUGCGCUCGUGUCUCCUGUUCCUACGGCGAUGCUAUAUGGCUCUGCAACGACAACAGCUUCUACAUUGAACCCCGGUGCAGUUACUUAGCGGACUAUGUUGAUCGCAUUAUUGCGGCGUGCCAGUCGAAAACCAGCAGCCCGCCUUGUACAAGCAAGCCUUGCCCUCCCAGCUGGACUGCGUAUUUCGUUCGGGGCCAGCAAUUCGAUACUGACAGAUACAACGUUAUAGUUGGCAGAGACAACUGCUAG
Fusarium fujikuroi IMI 58289 is the source of this 645-nucleotide messenger RNA. RefSeq lists its product as uncharacterized. Bases 1 to 645 code for a protein of 214 amino acids. The record is from RefSeq and is a predicted model, not a curated record. Lineage: Eukaryota; Fungi; Ascomycota; Sordariomycetes; Hypocreales; Nectriaceae. The transcript has 4 exons.